This is a messenger RNA of Cuscuta epithymum, 3166 nucleotides long. NCBI's taxonomy places the organism in Eukaryota, Viridiplantae, Streptophyta, Magnoliopsida, Solanales, Convolvulaceae. The record is from the annotation of a GenBank genome assembly.
UGGAGCAGUGUGUUUCCCGCCAAAAGAGAGAAGUCAAAGUCCCAUCAAUAGGCCACCAUACCAGGGGUUUGCAAGUCUGGAAGGGCAGCUAUCGUACUCCCAGAAAAUGGCUUCAUCUCCAUGCGCCGACAAUCCCCCGCCGGAAUCUUCCUCCGCCGACACAUCAGAAAACAACCUUCAGCCAUUCUAUGUUCUCCACAAAGCUUCGCAGCCACUAUCCUCUACUACCAAAUCAAUUCGGGGGAAGAGGAAGACCAAAUCUGUAGGCAAUGAAUCUCAAGCGAACAAAGACGAUAUCCACCGAAAGAUGGAUGCUUUUCGCUCUGUAUGGUUUAGAAUUGAACACUCCAUCAAGGAUGUCUUGAGGAGUAUUAAUGCAGAUGCUUUUGAUGAGAUACGGAAAUGGGUCAGUGAGUCUUUUGAUGCAAUGCGAGAUGGCAUGGUGCCUGAGAUCACCACAAAAGCCAGUCUUUCUUACCCAGUUCUAUAUACGUAUAGUGGGGCUAUAUCUCAAAGAAGAAUAUUCACUGCCCUGGUUUUCACCAAAAAUAUGGAAAUUGUCGACAAUAUAUUGACUUUUCAAGAACUCCGUUUACAAAUGAUAUCUUAUGGAUGCCAUGUGGCUACCAUCUCAUCAUUGGACUUCUGCCUUAAAAAUGGCAAUGGAGGGUGUUUAAGAAGUUUAUUGCGACAGUUUCUUUUGUUAGACAUUGAUGCUGCAGACAUUUCCCUCUUGGCGUCAUGGUAUAGCAAGGAUGGAAAUAGUGAGAAGCCAUUAGUUGUCAUUAUUGAGGACCUGGAGAGGUGCUGUGGUACUGUCUUGUCAGAGUUCAUAAUUAUGUUGAGCGAAUGGGCAAUUAAGAUCCCGAUCAUCUUAAUAAUGGGUGUUGCAACAAAUAUUGAUGCCCCUAGAAACAUACUUUCUUCACAUGCACUCGAACGUCUAUCUGCAUGUGCAUUUGUGUUGAAAUCUCCACCCGAGAGAUUGGAUUCAGUAAUUGAAGCAGUUUUUAUCAAGCAUUGGGCUGGAUUUAGUAUUGGUCACAUGGUCGCAACUUUCUUAAGAAAUUACUUUCUAAGACAAGAUGGGACAGUAACAUGCUUCAUUAGAGCUCUGAAGGUAGCUCUUCUUCAACUGCUUUCCAUGGAGCCUCUUAGUUUUAUGUUGAAGAGGCUAGUUGAUGGAGAAGAAAAUAAGGGAUCAUGCAAAGAGGAUCUUGCUAAAUUUUCACAAACAUUGAUCAGACAUGCCUUUGAACUUCCAUCUUACUGCAUUGAUUCAGGAAAUCGUCAGGCAGAACCAGAUGUUUAUUGUCUGGAAAAAGGGUUAUUGGAAUUAAAGAGAUUAAAUGAUCUAUGGGGAUCUGUAGUGAUGUGUCUCUAUGAAGCUGGAAAGCAUUGUAAAGUUGCACUACUGGAUUUGUACUGGGAGGCACUAAAUCCCGAGCUAUGCAAAACCUUAGUUUCGUCCCAUCAGCAGAAAGGGGGAAAUGACAUGCUGACAAGUAAUCACAGUUUAUCAGGAUUAUAUCAUGCUUCAGAAAAGGGCAAGUCCAUUGAUCAGGUCAUCCUUAACCUGAGGGCUUUACCUACUGCAAAAUUGGGCCAGUUGCUUAAAACUUGGGAAAAGCUUGUUGAGGGCAACAAUGAGGUUCAAAUGAAAAUUGAAGAAUUGCAGUCAUUGGUGCAAAAUGCAGAUAAGAUGCAUUCUAAGAGAGAACCAACAGAUUUAUCAAAGAGAUAUAUAUCCCAGGGCAGAAUGAAAAUGGAAAAAGAUGGGGGUGUAUUGAAUGAGAGAGCCCUAAAUUUGGCUUGUGACAUGAUGAGGAAAUUCAUGCAGCCAGUUGAGUCUCUACCAUUUCAUGAAAUUGUGUGCUUCAAAGAUGUUGACAAGCUGCAAUCAGCUUUGACAGGAGACCCAAGGAGAAGAAUCCAAAGAGAUCUUCUAGAAUUCCAAAGAAUACUGAAGUGUAGUUGCUGCAGCAAGGCUGGGAUUUUACUGUCACCAUCCAUGCAUGAUACCUCAAUCAUGUAUACACUGGCUCAAGAGCAUGGCGAUCUCAUCAACCUCCACGACUGGUUUCAGUCUUUUAAGGCCACUGUUUCUUGCCAGAAACAACGAUCAAAGCAGCUUCCUUCACCAAAAAAGAGAAAAGUUUCAAGCAUUCCUCAAAACAAAUCUGAAGCAUCGAUACAAGCAAGGUUUUGCAGGGCCAUAAUUGAGCUGCAGAUAGCAGGCUUACUUCGGGCACCCAGCAAAAGGCGUCCUGAUUAUGUUCAAAGGGUAGCCUUCGGGUUGUAACUUUUAAUUUAGAUAAACUUGAUUGAACUGUGCAACUCAAGAAAGUUGGAGAGAAAAAAGAUUGUAGUGUUUCAGUUCGUACAUCAUGUACGGUACAUGUUUCUAUCACGCGCGUAAAAAUUUAAUUGGAAAGAUUGAGGAAACUCCAAUCCGGCCCAUCCCCAGCUGGCUGAAGUGAUACUUUGAAGCCAGGCCAGCAUAUCUUCUAAGAGGGUACUAGCAUUGUAAUUGUCCCCGUGAUGGCCGUGAACAAAGCAUUUUUCACGUUUACUACUUUAUUCUUGCAUCAAGUAAAUUCCUGCAUUCCUAAUUUAGUAGUGUUAUUUGUGCAUAUUUUUUGUAAGAAAGAUAUAGUCAUAUAUAUGUUCCAAAUCAAGAGUAGGGGUGGACCGGGUCCGGGUCGGCCCGGGAUUUGGGCGAGACGGGGUUUGGGAAUUGAAGGCCCGGUAGUCCGGUACUAGGCUCGGUUGGUUCCGGGCCGGGUCGGGUCUAGUUUUUUUUUUAAUUUUGUUUUUCUUAUUUACUCCUAUCCCCACCCCCCAAACCACCUAGCCCAACCACCUUAGUACCCAAUCCAUUCGAAAAAAAACAAUUUGGGCCCGGGCCAGUCCCUGACCGGCCGGGCCGGACCACCAAAUACCAAUCCCGUAGCCCGCCCCAAAGCCCCCAGUUCUGCCCCCCGGUCCUGGUCGCCAGGGUCGGGCCGGGCUGGCACCACAUAGUAGCGGCACGAGCUGGGUUCCGGGCCAGUCCAUUCCUAAUCAAGAAUAUAGUGCCUAAAUGGCCUAAUCAAGAGUAUAGUUUCAUUAUAGUUUAAUCCUAGUUACAUUUUAAUGUUCUUUUCUACUUCAUAUUAGUUAAAUA